CCGCCCUCUUUUCACUUGCAUUCUCUCAACCUUGUUCCUCUGUUUUGUUUUCUUCUCUGUUCUUCCUCUUAUUAUCUUACAGCGGCUUAAAAAUGGUGAAGAGGAGCAAAAAGAGCAAGAGCAAGAGGGUAACGUUGAAACAGAAGUACAAGAUCCUGAGGAAGGUGAAGGAACAUCACAAGAAGAAGGCGAAAGAGGCUAAGAAGACCGGGCUUAAUCGCAAGUCUAAGGUCGAGAAGGACCCAGGUAUCCCAAAUGACUGGCCUUUCAAGGAACAGGAGCUCAUGGCCCUUGAAGCUCGCCGUUCGCGUGCCCUCGAGGAUCUCGAGCAGAAGAAAGCCGCUCGCAAAGAGAGGGCCCAAAAGAGGAAACUAGGUUUGCUCGAGAGUGAAGAUACCAAGUCGGAAGAAGGAAAAGAAGGAUUUGGAGAAGGAAAAAGCACGAACGCCUUUGCUAGAGCCGUUAACGUCCGGGAUAACUCGGAGAGGGCUUUCUACAAGGAACUUGUUAAAGUCAUUGAACUAUCCGAUGUCAUUUUGGAAGUUCUCGAUGCCCGUGAUCCCAUUGGUACUCGCUGUGUUGACAUGGAGAAGAUGGUGAUGCAAUCUGGUCCCGAUAAGCACCUCGUGUUGUUGUUGAACAAGAUCGAUCUUGUUCCCCGGGAGGCUGUUGAGAAAUGGCUGAAAUAUCUUAGGGAAGAAUUGCCAGCUGUUGCCUUCAAGUGUAGCACCCAGGAACAAAGAUCAAAUUUAAGCUGGAAAUCAUCUAAGACAUCAAAACCGAGCAAUCUUUUGCAGACAAGUGAUUGUCUUGGAGCUGAAACUCUAAUCAAAUUGCUGAAAAACUAUUCAAGAAGUCACGAGAUAAAAAAAUCUAUUACAGUCGGUAUUAUUGGACUGCCUAAUGUCGGGAAGAGUAGUCUGAUCAACAGCUUGAAGAGAUCUCAUGUGGUCAAUGUUGGGGCUACUCCAGGGCUGACCAGGUCCUUGCAAGAGGUUCAGUUGGACAGAAAUGUAAAGUUGCUGGAUUGUCCUGGUGUUGUUAUGCUCAAAUCUUCCGGAAAUGACGCUUCUGUAGCUCUUCGAAAUUGUAAAAGGAUCGAGAAGUUGGAUGACCCAGUUAGUCCAGUGAGGGAAAUUCUCAAGCUUUGUCCUGCAAAUAUGCUGGUGACCCUCUAUAAAAUCCCGGGCUUCGAUUCAGUUGAUGAUUUUCUCUAUAAAGUCGCAACUGUAAGGGGCAAGCUUAAGAAGGGCGGUCUUGUGGAUAUUGAAGCUGCUGCUAGGAUCGUUUUGCAUGACUGGAACGAGGGUAAAAUUCCGUAUUAUACAAUGCCGCCAAAGAGGGAUCAAGGAGAAAACGCAGAGGCUAAGAUUGUUACGGAAUUGGGGAAGGAGUUCAACAUUGACGAGGUUUACAGCGGGGAAUCAUCAUUCAUCGGGAGUCUGAAGGCUGUUAAUGAUCUCAAUCCUGUUGAAGUUCCUCCAAGUUGCCCUCUCACUUUUGAUGAAACAAUGCUCGAGGAUGGAUUUCAGACUGAGACCCGACAACCGGGCCAUGGUGGUGAGAGUCUAGAAGGUAUAGUUGAUCGAGACGGGGAUGAGUCUAUGGGCACGGAAGAAGAUCAUGGAGGAAAGUCCAAGGACAAAUCCGAGGCGAGCAAGCAGAACGAGAAGCUAUACUCAGCGGAAGGAAUGCUUAAUACGAAAAUGCAGAGAGCGGAGAAGAAGAAGCGGAGGAAGAAAGCAAGUAAAAGCUCUGGUGAUCUCAUGGAGGAUGAUGAUAAUGAGGACUAUGAUUUCAAAGUGGAUUACGUGAAGAACAAGGCAUCGGCCAUGGAUGAAGGAGAGGAAGAUGAAGAGCAAAUCAUUGGCAAAGUUCCAAUGGAAGGAUUGUUGGAGGAGGAGUGAUUCUUGUGAAACCUCUAUUGAUUUAGAAAAUUUUGGUGGGUGGUUCAGAACUUCGUGGCUUUAGGGUUUUGGUGGUUUAUUUGAUUGUUCAGGUUGCUUUCUCUGCAAGCAAUGAUAGAAACAGGGAAAGGGCUU
Molecule: messenger RNA, 2042 nt
Organism: Tarenaya hassleriana
Lineage: Eukaryota; Viridiplantae; Streptophyta; Magnoliopsida; Brassicales; Cleomaceae
Product: guanine nucleotide-binding protein-like NSN1
Exons: 9
Coding region: 93-1907 (604 amino acids)
Cellular component (GO): nucleolus
Molecular function (GO): GTP binding
Source: RefSeq, a predicted model, not a curated record